Blastomyces dermatitidis ER-3 is the source of this 381-nucleotide messenger RNA. RefSeq lists its product as uncharacterized. The coding region runs from base 1 to 381 and encodes 126 amino acids. The record is from RefSeq and is a predicted model, not a curated record. NCBI's taxonomy places the organism in Eukaryota, Fungi, Ascomycota, Eurotiomycetes, Onygenales, Ajellomycetaceae. The transcript has a single exon.
AUGUCAUUUCUGCCCAGCACUGCAACUGUCAUCAUGCCAUCAAACCCACUGGUGAUUAUUUGCAGCUCAGGAUACGAUACUAUGAUAUCGGCCAGCAAAUCGAGACGCAAUUCCAUUGUACCAUGGCUGCUCAGCAUCAUCGUAUAUGGGUUGGUGGCUAUGGCAAAACAUCCUUAUGUCCUAUUCGAGAGAGAUUUAGAUUCUCGACAGCAGACCCUCAUCCUGAAGCUCAGCUGUCUUGCUCUCGUAUGUUCCCUGCCGGCGGCAGAGGUCGAUGAGAUCGUGUCUGGUUCAGGGGAAUCUCCGACGCAGUUUGCUAGGUAUCCGACGGCUUCGCACUGCGGAUAUAGAGGAGGUUCGUAUUUCAGAUGCUGGAGAUAG